Messenger RNA from Mesocestoides corti, 5022 nucleotides. The record is from the annotation of a GenBank genome assembly. NCBI's taxonomy places the organism in Eukaryota, Metazoa, Platyhelminthes, Cestoda, Cyclophyllidea, Mesocestoididae.
AUGCUGCUGCUGACACUUCGUUUCUCCAAAUUCAUCCUUGCUCUGGCAAAUGUCGUGUGUUUGUUGGCCAAACUGGACGAAAGCCAAUUGGCUGAUUUGUACGGUCUGGGCACGCACAUCGCUAAUCUAUCGAUUGAUGAAUCUGUGUACCGCAUCGCCAUUCUUGUGCCGUUUGACCCCACACUAGAGGAUAUUUCGGCUGCACCUCCACCAGACCAGGACACGGGCGUAGCCACGUAUCUUGCUCCAGCUCUGGAUUACACAAUUGACCACAUUCGAUCCCUCCCAUUCGCCAACAUUUUGCCCCACCUGGAGUUUCUCUGGGGCGACACCAAGUGCGAUGUGUCGCCGACUCUGGAGCACGUCUUCCACUUCCUCAUCGACGACCCAGUCCACGGUUUUAUCGGCCCGGUGUGCACAUUUCCACUGGCCUCAGCCUCGCGCAUCAUCGGCUCGCGGUUCAAACGUCCGCUCGUCACUUUCAGCGGUUUUGAGAUUGACUUCGCCAACAAGACGCGCUAUCCGCUGCUCACGCGUGUUGGCGGACAUCAUGCUUCCUUGAACGGUUUCCUCUACGCUGUGUUCACGCAUUUUGGCUGGUUGCCGAGGCCCUACAAGAACAUUGCUCUGCUGCAUGUCCGUGUAGGUGAGGACACUGCCAACUCGACCCCAGGAUCCACGCCGCAGACGGUUGCAGCGUCCGCAUCGGCGUUCUACGCCGCCAAGGCCAUCCUCUCUGGAGAGGGAAUGGGAGGUUUCCGAGUUGAGGGCAUCAUUACUGAUCACGAUAACUCCGAAGACAUGCUGGCGAGGCUGAAGCAGCUCUCCCUGUACGGACGUGCCGGAGGGCCUGAGACAUGGGGAGACAGCGCCUGCGCUCACCGCGACUUUUGCGUCGUCUUUUUAGUUGUGAUCCUCUGCGCGGACCCCGAGGCCGUGCGUAAACUGAUGCUCAUCGCCUACGACCUCGGCUUCGUGAACGGCGACUACGUCUUCUUCAACAUCGACCUUCUCAGCAGGUUGGUUGUGUGUUGCUCGCGUUUCUUUAAAUCCUCCUUCAAAGUGCCACAGAUCCAUGUUCACGACGCCGCGGUAGACUUGUCGUGUACACAUCUUUUCAUCAUCUCAUUGAGUUAUCGUCACUCCUUUUGCUUCCAUCGAUGUGAACGACUAAAUAGAGGGAUUCUGGGAUCGGAUUGGAAAGGAGAGUGGGAAGUUACGUGUGUUGUUAGCUCCGAGCAACAGGCGCGACCGUGGUACCGGCCGAAUGCCCCCCCUGAGGAGAAUCGGAAGGCACGGGAGGCGUAUCGCGUCCUGAUGACGGUGACACUGCGGAAGCCCGACACGGUGGAGUACCUGGAAUUCGCACACGAGGUGCAGCGGCGCGCCAAAGCCGACUACAACUACUCCUACGCCUCGAACGAGAUAAACCCCUUUAUUGGAGCCUUCCACGACGCGGUGCUGCUGUACGCCCUCGCUCUCAAGGACACGCUAGAGAGCGGUGGAAGCAUCCUCAACGGCACCUUGCUCACCUACAAGAUGCGCAAUCGAACCUUCCAAGGCAUCGCCGGCAACGUCAGCGUAGAUGACAAUGGCGACAGAAAUGCCGAUUACUCCCUCCUCGACAUGAACCCUGAAACCGGCGACUUUGAGGUUGUAGGCAAUUACUUUGGCAACGCCAAAAAGUAUUCUCCCGUGCACACAAAGACCAUAGACUGGGCCAAUCCGGAGAACGCUCCGCCGCCCGACACCCCGCCGUGCGGGUUCGAUGGAACACGGUGUGAACGCAACGGUGAGUUGGCGUUUGUUGGUCGAGCCUACAUGAUUCGGAUCAGUAUUGGCGUCGUCAUCACCCUACUCGUCCUCGUCAUCAGUGUCAUAGUCGGCGGAGUGAUUUUGUACAGACGAGCUCGUUUCAAGGCGGAGCUGCGAGCAAUGAACUGGAUCAUCCCGUGGGAGGCCUUGGAUCCGCUGAGUAACCGAGGUCGCCACCACCGCCGAAAUUCCCUGGGCUACGUGAACCAGAAGUCGGCCGCUGUGAGCCGCGGCAACGCCGUGCCAACUGUCGACAAGUCCGUCGUCUUCCACGUCGAGGCGUCUCCAUUCACCCAGGCGGAGAGUCAGCAUCUUCUUGAGGCCGGCGAGAAGGGAGACGCUUGCGCCAGUGGCGACGUCCACACUACCGCCGACGGCGGCAACGGCGCCGCUUCGGCCAUCGCUAAAGUGACCUUCGAGUCGCAGGCACCAACGUCUCCGAAGAAGAAGCGUUCUCACGCGGGUGGGGUGCGCGGCAUGUUCAGGAUGAGCGGUGCGGAGUCGCAUUCACCGCCGCCGACGCCCCAGGUCAUGGACGAGUCGUACUCCGGUAGUGUGAGCAACUGGUGGCGCCGUCAGCAGCGCUGGUCGCGCAAAAGCGAGGUGCCCAGCCAGGAGGACUCCAACUCGGGCGCGUCGGGAAACGGCGGUGGCGGCGGCGGUGGAUGGAUGGAAUGGCUCGGCGGAAGUGGAGCGGCCAUUCGCAAGAAGAGCGUCAACGAGUUCCCGCAAAUGAGCGAGAAACGACGCCGCAAGUCCAGCUCCAAGCGCUCCAAGCCGAGGCGGAAGAAGUCGUCGUUUGUGUGGGAAGGCGGAAUGGGCAACCACAAACCCGUGAGACGAAGUGAGUCCGUCGAAUCGCACGAGAGUUGCUCAUCAGUCGACACAAUCUCUGGCACGCCGUUCGACUUACGCACGGAUCAGCACACAUUCAGCUUCACCACCAUCUACAAGGGGAAUGUCGUGGCUCUGAAGUCCCUGCCUUACCACCGAGUCGAACUCACCAAUGAGCUGCUGGCUGAGGUUAACCGCGUGAAGGACCUCAACUACGACCACAUCUGCCACUUCGUUGGGGCCUGCAUCGAGCCGCAGCAUCUGUGCCUGGUCUACGAGUACUGUCCGAAGGGCAGUCUUGCGGACGUGUUGGAGGACGAGCAGAUCAAGCUGGAUUGGAUGUUCAAGUUCUCGCUGAUGCAGGACAUCUGCCGAGGCAUGAUCUACCUGCACCACAAUCUGGGUCCCCACGGCAAGCUGAAGAGCUCCAACUGCCUCGUCGAUUCGCGCUUCAGUCUCAAGAUUACCGACUUUGGACUGCACCUUCUACGCGGACCCACGCCUUCGUCUGUUGUGGACUCGCCCAAGUACUUCAGGGAUCAACUGUGGACUGCGCCCGAGUUACUGAGAGAGUACUCCUUUCAUGGCGACUUGCGCGGUACUCUCAAGGGUGAUGUUUACAGCUUCGCCAUCGUGUGUCAGGAGAUAAUCUACCGAAAGGGCGUCUUUUACCGGCCCGACAUUCAGGAUCCAAAGAUGAUCGUGGAACGCGUGAAGAUGAAUCCACCCUUCCGGCCGUUGCUCGAAGUCUCUGAAGGCUGCACGGAGGACCUAGUUCACCUGGUGGAGAGCGCUUGGACCGAGGAGCCCAAUAUGCGACCGGAAUUCACCAAUAUCAAGAUGACGAUGCGCAAAUUUAACGAGAGUGGGGAUACUGGCAAUUUGCUGGACAACCUCCUCUCGCGUAUGGAACAGUACGCCAACAAUCUGGAAGACCUCGUCGCGGAACGGACUGACCAGUACCUGAUUGAGAAGAAGAAAGUCGAGGAAUUGCUCUACUCCAUCCUGCCAAAGUCGGUGGCGAGUCAGCUGAUACGCAAGCAGCCAGUGAAAGCUGAGAGCUUCGAUUCGGUGACUAUCUACUUCAGCGACAUCGUCGAGUUCACAUCGCUGUCGGCAGAUUCAACGGCGAUUGAGGUCGUGGAGCUGCUCAAUCGCCUCUACACCCUCUUCGACUCGAUCAUUGAGCGCUUUGACGUGUACAAGGUGGAGACCAUCGGCGACGCCUACAUGGUCGCGUCGGGCUUGCCUCAGCGCAAUGGCAAUCAACACGCCAAGGAGGUGGCUCGAAUGGCGAUCGAGUUCCUCAAGGUCAUGGCCACGUUCAUCAUCCCUCACAGGCCCGGCCGCGAGCUAAAACUGCGCAUCGGAAUCCACUCGGGUAGGUCGGCUUCGUUUUAUUCAUCGGCCAUUGUCACCCCCUCUACCUCAACCACCACCACCUCCGCAAAAACCUUCACCUCUGCCAUCAUCUCCACCACCUUCGCCGCCACCACCACCAUCACCUUUACCACCACCUCUGUCACCACAUUCGCCACAAUCACCACCACCUCCACCACCGCCUCUGCUGCUACCACCACCAUUACAUUCGCCGCACCACCUUUACCACCACCCCCACCACCUCAGUCACCACUUUCGCCACCACGAUCACCACUAUCACCACCCCCACUACCAUCUCCACCACCUGCACUACCACCUCCAUCUUCGCCACCGCCACGUCCUCCAUCACCGCCUCAGCCACGUCUGUCACCACCACCUCUGUCACCACCUUCGCCACCACGACAUCACCACCCCAAUCACUACCCCCACUACCAUCUCCAACAUCAUCACCACCUCCACCAAUAUCUCCACCACCUUCGCCGCACCACCUCUGCUGCUACUAUCACUAAAAAACCAUUCUGUCCUGUCUGCGCGGGCGUUGUGGGUGUGAAGAUGCCGCGGUACUGUCUGUUUGGCGACACAGUGAACACGUCUUCUCGCAUGGAGAGCAAUGGUGAACCCAAGCGGAUUCACAUCAGCCGAACGACGAUGUCGAUACUACGCACUUUCGGCACCUUCAUCAUGUCUAAGAGAGGACUCGUCGAGAUGAAGGGCAAAGGAAAGAUGGAGACGUAUUGGCUGCACGGCGAGUACAACGACAUCGUCUAUCCGCCCGAUCCCGGAGCCAUCCUGGUUGAAAACGAUCCACUUCUAGUCAACGAACCCCCCCACCACUCAGGAGACACCCUUCCGCCGCUGCCGACGACAAGCAGCGUCGACAACCAUCUUCCACACAACACCAAAGCGCCAUCCACUCCGGCAAACACCGUGGUUGUUGUACCCGACGAGGCGCCUUCGACGUCGAAGUCCGGUGCGACAUCCAGCAUCGUUUGA